UGGACGAUUUAAAUUUCUGGCAGUAUCAGUUGAAAUUUGACCAUUGCUUCUUCUAGAACACAGUCUCUUCAAAACCAAAAAAAUAAAAAAAAUGAUAGCUCCUGUGAUCCUGCUUUCUGUGACUUUUCUCAUCUCCGCCUCCCAAGGAUCGGAAGAAUCCUGCUACCUGUCGGAGGAGCAGGAGGACGACUGCGCCGCCGUCUGUUAUCCUAUAGUUAAGCCAUUGCUGAGGUACUUCGAGAAGGUCCACGAGAAGGACUUCCAGAUACAACAGUUGCAAAAGGAUAAUGCGGAGUUGCUUAAGAACAAUAUGGAAGUGCAGCGCCAACUCGAUGAUCUGAAUGUUAAAUACGCAAAGUUGCAAUCACAGCACCCGAAAUUAAGCAACUUCCUCGACCUAAUAGGUCCGAAAAUUAGUAAUAAAAAUCAAAAUGUAAACGAUGAACUCAGCGACCUACAAGAAAAUGGUAUUGGCUAUUCUCAGGAAAUUCAUAGAACAGUGAAACAUGAUUAUAUCGAGUCUUCUGGUCAAAUAACAACAAAAGUACUAACUAUUGAUGUUCUGCCUAAACUUUCAGUUGAUAGCCAAAAAAUAAAGCUACGGCACUAAGUUUUCCACUUUCGAUCGAGACGAAGACGGAUAUCCUGACAGUAAUUUGGCAACUGAAUAUGGAUGUGGAUGUAUUCCAAAAUUAAUUUUUAAUUAAUUUUACUAUUAAUUUUUUAAUUCCAUUGCUUUAUUUGAUAGAUCUUAUUAAGAUGAAUUUGUAUAUUUAUUGAUCCGACGAAAGGACUAAUGGAAGAAGCAGCCGGUCCUUUGGAAAAUGCGCAUUUUGAGGAAAAUAUAUCGGAGUAUUCGGAGCUUUUUAGUUAUUUUUAGGCUAUUAAAAAACAGUUUAAUAUUUAAUUGCUUCGCAUUAUUACUAAUAAGUUAUUAAAAAUAAGUUCUAAUUGAAAAAGGA
Messenger RNA from Drosophila ananassae, 962 nucleotides. RefSeq lists its product as uncharacterized. The record is from RefSeq and is a predicted model, not a curated record. The transcript is spliced from 3 exons. The coding region runs from base 92 to 610 and encodes 172 amino acids. NCBI's taxonomy places the organism in Eukaryota, Metazoa, Arthropoda, Insecta, Diptera, Drosophilidae.